ACCACCUGGACACAGUAUCACCGUGUGCCAUGAUGGAAACACGCAUUCGAAGUCAAAGAUGUGGAUUGAGGGAGAGCUUUUGGCUGCUUCCUCCAAUUACACCCCUCCCGCACUUUAAGCUCACUAAGCCCCGCCCUAAUCCGCAGCCUCGGAGCCCCUGCACCUAAACCAAUCCAGCCUUAUUGAUUGAUCGUACAACACCAAGACUGCGACUGCAACCACCUAAAACCCUGGGCAUACAAAGCCUCACCCGACAAUGUCUGACCUUGCCAAAUCCUUCGCCAAAUCCAAACUCGGCUCCCUUCCCCCAAUUCCCUCCUCACCCCCUCCAGAAGAGCCCGUCGACCAGACCCCCACCACCGAGGACGACUCCUCUUCCGCCUCCUCCAUGUCCAGUACCGGCACCGUCAUUCCCAAUCCCUCCCUUCGCCCUGCCCCGCCCAUCCACUGGUCUUCCUACUUCGCACAGGAGUUCUACCUAGAGACACACUCCCGCGCAGACUCGAGCCACGCCAAAUUCCACGUAUACUUGACGCCCCCCAAGUCGUCGAAGGCGCCGUUGCUGGUGCUGCAUCAUGGCGCAGGGAGCUCGGCAUUGAGUUUCGCGUUGUGUGCUAAGGAGCUGCAGAGGUUGUUGCCAGAGGCGGGCAUAUUAGCGGUGGAGGCCAGAGACCAUGGGAGCGUGGUGUGGGACAAGGAGGGGCAUGUGGACAGUGAUCUGUCGAUUGAUACCCUAAGUCAAGAUUUAGUUGACAUGUUGUCAUUGACGGCGACGCGCAUGGGGUGGGCUGAGCUGCCGACAGUGGUGCUGGUGGGACAUAGUCUGGGAGGGGCUGUCGUGACGAAUACGGCGAGUAAAGGCUUGUUGGGGGAUAAGCUGUUGGGGUAUGCGGUUCUGGACGUGGUCGAGGGAUCGGCCAUGGAGGCUUUGAAGCUCAUGCAGGCCUACUUGAAGAGUAGGCCGCAGACCUUUGCGACGCUGGAAGCAGCUGUGGAGUGGCAUAUGCGGUCGAGGACCCUGAGGAAUCCCGAGUCGGCGAGGGCCAGUGUACCGAGCUUGCUGCUGCAGACGCCCGAGGGAAGGUGGAAGUGGAGGACUGAGCUCUCAACCACCGAAGACUACUGGGAAAACUGGUUUUCCGGCAUGAGUUCAAAGUUCCUGGGAGGCAAGGGCGCCAAGUUGCUGAUCUUAGCUGGCACGGAUAGGCUUGACAAGGAACUGAUGAUCGGGCAGAUGCAGGGUAAAUUCCAACUGCAGGUAUUCCCUACUGCAGGCCACUUCCUGCAAGAAGACCUCCCUGAAAAGACCGCAGAGGUGGUCGUCGAGUUUGUGAAACGCAACGACCGUAGCACCCUCGUGCUGCCGCCUAAGGUUUCCGAUCUACUCGCGCAGGGCAAGAAAGUAUGAGACCUGCCGAAUUGCGUCGUCCACCAGCAUAUAUAGCUGCACGAGUCGCCGGUAUGUUCGGCCAGAUGAUACCGGCAGUCGAGGCCAGGAAGGGUUGAUAAUUGG
Westerdykella ornata is the source of this 1513-nucleotide messenger RNA. Its product is annotated as protein phosphatase methylesteras-like protein 1. The record is from RefSeq and is a predicted model, not a curated record. Gene Ontology annotation, molecular function: protein methylesterase activity. NCBI's taxonomy places the organism in Eukaryota, Fungi, Ascomycota, Dothideomycetes, Pleosporales, Sporormiaceae. The transcript has 2 exons. Bases 257 to 1408 code for a protein of 383 amino acids. Gene Ontology annotation, biological process: protein demethylation.